Molecule: messenger RNA, 1032 nt
Organism: Porites lobata
Lineage: Eukaryota; Metazoa; Cnidaria; Anthozoa; Scleractinia; Poritidae
Source: the annotation of a GenBank genome assembly
CGUAGUUGUUGUUGUCAAUCCAAGUUCAGCCCAUGUUACUGGUGGUCAAGUUUCUGCAGGUGGUAUAUGCGUCUAUUGGAAAGAUUUUUUGGUUGGUUCGGCGAAGGAAUCGCUAAACAUCCGCUAAUUACCAUCUCAAUAUGUCUCGUGUUCGUCAGUAUAUGUUCCGUGGGUUUUGUCUGGUUCAAGGCAGAAAACAGAACAGUAAAGCUAUUUGUUCCUCAAAGCAGCCGUUCUAUUAAUGAUUUAGACAAAGCCGAGAAAUACUUUCGAGUUAAAAUUCGCGAAGAAAUCGUCCUUUUAACAGCAUCUUCUGAUGAUCGCAAUGUUCUCGUUCCUGACUGUCUGCGGCAGGCCUUCAAGGCACAUCAUGCUGUUAUGGAGUUACAAUCAUACUCUGAAUUCUGUGUCACACUAUCAGGGGACAAGGCGAAGACGCAGGACGACUGCAUGAUAAUUAGCCCGCUGGAAUUUUUGCAGUUUAAUGAGAGCAAAAUCGAUAGUAAAAUGACCCUGGAACAAGUUCAAGGGGAAAUAUCGAGAGCAUACAACAGCUCACGCCCUUUGGCGCGGAAUGGCCGGACUUUCUCCUACAAUUUUAAUCGUACUUUUGGUGGCGCAACUAAAAAGAAAGAUGGAACUUUCUUAAAAGCCACAGCGCUGCAAAUGGUGUAUCUAAUGAGUGACUUAGGCGAUGAAAAAGAAAACGACAAGGUUCUGGAGUGGGAAAAAACGUUUAUUGACAAACUGGAGUCGUUAGACGGUACCCUCUCAUGUUUUAAAGUUCAUUACUCAAGCGGGAGAAGUUUAGACGACGCUAUCGCCGAAAGCAGUGGCUCUGACGUCACUCUGGUGUCAAUCACUUUCACUCUCAUGAUCACAUUUGCCUGCGUCAUGCUGGGCAAAUUUCUGAAUCCGCUGACCGGUCACUCCUUGCUCGCUAAUGCAGGGGUGUUCGCAGUGGCCCUUGGGAUACUCUCUGGGUUCGGCCUUGCCAUGUGGUGUCGGGUUCCUUUCAUCAGUAUCGUGGGC